Messenger RNA from Pneumocystis carinii B80, 1650 nucleotides. RefSeq names its product methionine-tRNA ligase. Gene Ontology annotation, biological process: methionyl-tRNA aminoacylation. Gene Ontology annotation, molecular function: methionine-tRNA ligase activity; ATP binding. The transcript has 6 exons. The record is from RefSeq and is a predicted model, not a curated record. Lineage: Eukaryota; Fungi; Ascomycota; Pneumocystomycetes; Pneumocystales; Pneumocystaceae. Bases 1 to 1650 code for a protein of 549 amino acids.
AUGAAACUUAUUUAUACGGAUCCUUAUUCAUAUAAGUUAUUAGUUCGUUGUUAUUUUUCUAGGAAAAAUAGUUCUUUUACUGGAAAAACUUAUUAUAUUACGACGCCUAUUUUCUAUGUUAAUUCAGAUCCUCAUAUAGGCCAUUUGUAUAAUUGGGUUUUUGCUGAUGUAAUUCAAAGAUAUCUACGACUUAAAGAUCAAUCUGUUAUUUUAAGAAUUGGAACUGAUGAGCACGGUAUUAAAGUAGAGAAGGCGGCUUUAAAAUCAGGUUUAAGUCCUUCAUUAUUUUGUGAGAAAAUGUCGGAGCGUUUUAAAUAUUUGGCUAAAUUAGCAAAUAUUGAUCAUAAAGAUUUUAGUCGUACAACUAAUCCUAAACAUUGUCAAUCUGUCCAAUGUUUUUGGAAAGUUUUGAGGGAUAAAGGAUAUAUUUAUGAAAAUAAACAUGAAGGAUGGUAUGCUGCACGUGAUGAAACCUUUUACCCAUCUAAAGCUGUUAAAAAAAUACGGAAUUCAGAUGGUGCUAUGUCGACUAUUUCUAUUGAGACGGGUGCCAAUGUUGAAUGGAUUUCUGAAAAUAAUUAUCAUUUCCGACUAUCUAAAUUUAAAAAUCAGUUAUUGGAUCAUUACAGAAAAAAUCCUUGUUUUGUUAUUCCCAGAUCCGAGCAAAAUAAUUUAUAUCAUAUGAUCGAGCAAGGAUUAAAUGAUAUUAGUAUAUCUAGACCAAGCUCUCGCUAUUCAUGGGGUAUUCGAGUACCUGAUGAUGAGUCUCAAACAAUAUAUGUCUGGUUUGACGCUUUAUUAAGCUAUAUAACGAAUGCGGGAUAUCCAUGGAGUAAUUCGAUGCUUGGUGAAUGGCCCGCUAAUGUUCAUUUGAUUGGUAAAGAUAUUCUUCGAUUUCAUUGUAUAUUAUGGCCAGCACUUUUACUUGCAGCGGAUUUACCCCUUCCUUAUCAAAUAGUUUCACAUUCGCAUUGGACAAUGAAUAAUAUUAAAAUGUCUAAAUCACUUGGAAAUAUUGUUGAUCCUUUUUUUAAAAUUCAAACAUUUGGAAUUGAUCCUGUAAGGUAUUUUCUUAUAAAAGAGGGAAGAUUGGAUAGUGAUAAAAAUUAUGAUUUAUCUGAUUUUAUAAGAAAUUAUAAUGUAGAUCUUAGAGGGAAGUUGGGAAAUCUUCUAUUAAGGGUCUAUUCCUCUCAUUUUGACUUAAAACGUGCUUUACUUUGUUCAAAAGAAUAUGUAGAUAAAAAUACUUUAUUUCAAGAAUUCGAUGCAAAUAUUAAUACAAUUGCAGAAAAAGUUGAUGAUCAUAUGUCUAAAUUUCAGUUGCAUGCUGCCUUACAGUCUAUCUUUCAUUUCAUUACCUCCAUCAAUAAAUUUUUCCAAGAUUUCGAACCAUGGAAAUAUUAUAAUCAGCCUGAUAAUGUUGAUCCAGUUAUUUAUAGAACAUUAGAAGCGAUAAGAUUAUCUGCAAUUCUUUUAAAACCUUUUAUUCCUGAAAAAGCAUCUGAAAUAUUAGAUCAAUUAGAUGUUCAUCCAUCUCGGAGAAGUUUUAAAUUUUGUAAAUUGGGUUUAGACAAGACAUACUUACAAAUUCAAUCUAAAAGAAAUAUGCUUUUGUUUCCAAAAUUACCUUCAAUGUAUUCAGAAAAAUAA